Molecule: messenger RNA, 2397 nt
Organism: Amphibalanus amphitrite
Lineage: Eukaryota; Metazoa; Arthropoda; Thecostraca; Balanomorpha; Balanidae
Product: hrp65 protein-like
Exons: 8
Coding region: 114-1832 (572 amino acids)
Biological process (GO): regulation of DNA-templated transcription
Cellular component (GO): nucleus
Molecular function (GO): RNA binding
Source: RefSeq, a predicted model, not a curated record
UUUUCUUCCUCUCGUUUGCGGCGUUGCUCGGUGGUGGAGGCGGGUGAAGCCGGUGAUCGUUAAUAUUGAUAUUUGGUGUUUUAUUUACUUAUUGCCUAUUUAUCUGUGUAAUAAUGGCUGACACGGACGUUCAGAUGCCGCAAGAGAAUGCUAACGGAGAUCAUGGAGGUUCCCCAGCUCGUGGACGCGGCCGGGGACGAGGUCGCGGCCGUGGUGAAUUUAGGGGAGGACGUGGAGGAGGCGGUGAAUUUAGGGGAGGCCGCGGAGGAGGCGGUGAUUUCAGGGGAGGACGCGGAGGAGGUGGUGAUUUCAGGGGAGGCCGUGGAGGCGGAGACUUCCGCGGCGGACGCGGUGGCGGCGAGCACCGUGGAGGACGUGGUGGAGGCGGAGAGUUCAGAGGACGAGGAGGAUUCCGUGGUGGCCGUGGAGGUGGCCCCAGGAACCCUGAGGAGCGUAUGAUGGAGAAGCUGCAGGCCAUCGCCGGUCCGACGUAUGACCUGCCUGUGGCCGAGAAGGAGAAGAAGAAGUUCACCAACAAGUGCCGCCUGUUCGUCGGCAACCUGACCGACGACACCACCAUGGACGAGUUCCAGGAGAUGUUCAAGGUCUUCGGAGAGAUCGCCGAGCCGUACCUGAACCUGGAGAAGGCGUUCGGAUUCGUCAAGCUGGACUACCGUGAGAACGCGGAGAAGGCGCGCCAGGCCCUGAACGGCACCAUGCGUAACGGCCGGCUGCUCAAGGUGCGCUUCUCCUCGAUGGGCAGCAGCCUCAAGGUGAAGCGGCUCUCGCCCUGGGUCAGCAACGAGCUGCUCGAGCUGGCCUUCUCCGUGUUCGGCGAGCUGGAGCGAGCCACUGUUAUCGUGGACGAGCGCGGAAAAUCCACCGGCGAGGGAAUCAUCGAGUUCGCCAAGAAGCCUUGCGCUCAGGCGUGCCUCAGCAAGUGCACAGAAAACAGCUUCUUCAUCACAGAGAGUUUGUGCCCUAUCGAAGUGGAGACUCUGAAGGAAGAGGAGGAGGAGGAGGGACUCAGUGAGAAAGUCCUGCCCAAGAAGUACCACGACUACCGGCGCGAGCGCUCUGUGGGCCCGCGGUUCGGGCAGGAGGGCUCGUUCGAGGCAGAGUACGGCGCUCGCUGGAAGCAGCUGUACGAGAUGGAGAAGCAGCGCCGCGAACAGCUCGACCAGGAGAUCAAACUGGAGAUGGAGAAGCUGCGCGACCAGAUGGAGUUUGCGCGCCGCCAGCACGAGACGGAGAUCCUGCGCGAGCAGCUGCGCCGCAGGGAGAUGGAGCAGGAGCGCACCAAGAGUGACUGGGACGCGCGCCAGGCGCAGCGCGAGCAGGAGCGUCGCCGUAUGGAGGAGGAGAUGCAGCGCCGCCAGGAGUCGAUGCAGGCGCGCAUGCGCCAGUCCGAGGACGACCUGAAGCGCCGCCAGCAGGAGAACAAACUUUUCAUGCAGGCGAACGAGCUGAACAGUCUGCUAGACCAGUCGGAGCAGGCCAUGUGGGGCGACCAGCGCGCACCACCGGCCGCCGGCGGUGACCAGGUGCCGCCCGCCGCCGGCGGCUACGGCCAGGCGCCGCCCGGCUGGGGCACCCCGCCCGCCGGAGCGCCCGGAGGCUUCGACGCGCACGGUGGCGGUCUCGGUCGCGGCGGAGGUCGCGGAGGCGGUCAGGGCGCCGGGAUGGAUCAGGGCUAUGGCGGCCGCGGUCGUGGGGGCGCCCCGGGAGGCUUCCGCGGCGGUCGAGGGGGCUUCCGGGGCGCUCCCAGAGGGGGCCGAGGCAGGGAGGCCGAAGGAGACGACUUUCCCAACAAGCGCCCGCGCAUGUUCUGAGAGCUGGCCACCGCGACAGCAGUGCAGACCCACCAGGCAGGGCUGAAGAGGUGGCCCUAGCCAUGCCGAGCAGAGCCGCCGGGGGCGAGCUAACAGACAUUUUUGAUGGCGACCUACGGCCGCCGGCAGACGGGACGGUCUCGGCGGCCGGCGCGGCCACGGCCGGGUGUGACUUUGUGUCAUGUUCAGUGUUAGAUGGGUAGAGAUACCGUAAACGAAGCGAGCACUUUUUAUUCAUAUUUUGUGACAUUUUUCAUUUGUUUGAACUUAUUGAAACACUCAUAAGGUAGAGGAACUUUCCAAUUGCUAGGAAUGCACGAUAUAUGAAACAGUAUCCAGAAACCGGUGGACAGCUACAAUUAAAGCUACGAGCUAAGGCACGAGCGUGCAUUACAAAUACGUGCAAAACGAUGAGGUACAUCAACGUCAUGCGUUUCAGACCUCGAGACGUAAUAUCCAGUACUCGCAUUCACUAGCAUUAUGCUUCUGUAAAUAUUGUCAUGAUUCGUGUGCUAUCAUUUCGCCGAAUAAACAAAAUGCUGAAGGUACGUAGAUACCACCAAAA